AUGCGGCCUAAUCCCUUGGUUCCCGAUCCCACUUGUGACUUGCAUUGGGGCGAGUUCCGUGGAGCAAUCCAUGACAUAUUUGCAGACAAUGCAAAGCGAGUGCCCGAUAGACAAUGUGUCAUUGAGACUAGAAGUUCACGAAGUCCCGAGCGCACUUUCACAUACCGCCAGAUCAACCAGGCCUCCAACCAAAUAGCACAUCACCUCAUCGCUCAUGGCUGCAAUGUAGGCGAUGUUGUCGUCAUUUAUGCCUACCGAGGAGUCGACCUCGUCGUUGCCUAUAUGGGUGCCCUCAAGGCCGGCGCAACCGUCAGCGUCCUCGAUCCUCAAUAUCCUGCAGAGCGCCAGAAGGUUCUAUUGGGCGUUUCGCGACCCAAUUUUCUCAUCUACAUCCAAAGAGCCAUUGAAGAGUUUGGUCAACUUCCCGACAUUGUCAGUGAAUUCAUUGCCACCAGCCUGCACGUCAAGGCCACGAUUCCGUCGUUACAUCUUUCAGAUAGCGGCCAUAUAACAGGAGGCUCUUUCGAAGGUGAAGACUGCCUCGCAGCUCAGGCACCUCUCAAAGAACACCAUCCUGGUGUUAUUGUUGGCCCUGACUCUAUUCCUACGCUUUCAUAUACUUCUGGUACCGAAGGAAUCCCGAAAGGAGUGCAAGGGCGACAUUACUCGCUGACGUACUACACGCCAUGGAUGGCGGAGAGGUUCGGCCUUUCAGAGAAUGACAGAUUCACGAUGCUUAGUGGUAUAGCACACGACCCCAUUCAAAGGGAUAUCUUCACUCCGCUCUUCCUAGGCGCAACUCUCCUUGUGCCACCAGCCGAAGUUAUCACCUACGGACUUCUAGCUGAGUGGAUGUAUGAGCACAAGCCCACGGUUACUCACCUUACACCUGCCGUGGGCCAGAUCUGCGUUGGUGGCGCCACUACUCAGUUCCCAUCACUUAGAAGGGCAUUCUUUGUGGGCGAUAUUCUGACUAAGAGGGACUGUCGAAAGUUGCUCGAUCUUGCACCCAAUACGAGGGUGAUAAAUCUCUUUGGAUCCACUGAAUCACAACGUGCUGUCUCCUUCUUUGAGAUACUCAGCAAAGCUGAGGACCCGAACUUCCUGGACUCGUUGCCGGAUAUCAUCCCCGUUGGCCAGGGCAUGCUGAACGUCCAGCUGCUGGUAGUCGACCUCCAGGACAGGAAUAGGCUCUGCGAUGUUGGUGAGCCUGGUGAACUGUUCAUUCGUGCCGCGGGCCUUGCGGAAAAUUACCGUGGGGAUGAUGAGAAGACUCUGGAACUGAAUCGGUCUAAAUUCGUGACGAACUGGUUUGUUGAUCCAGCCCAGUGGGUUCGAGAGUCUUCCGUCACUCCGGGUUAUAAGGGCGCACGAGACCGCCUGUAUCGAACUGGUGACUUGGGUCGGAUGCGUGAGGAUGGGAAUGUUGAGUGUAUAGGGCGGAUCGAUACGCAAGUUAAAAUUCGCGGCUUCCGGAUAGAGCUUAGCGAGAUUGACGUCACCCUGUCCCAGCACCCAUACAUACGCGAUAACAUCACGAUUGUGCGGAGAGACAAGAAUGAAGAGCAGACUCUUGUCACAUAUUUUGUCCCUGAGACGAAGCGGUGGUUUGAGCAUCUCCAGUCGCAAGAUCAGCCAGAUCUUGUUGAGCAAGAGAUUGAGUUUGAGACAAUGGCAGGUAUGCUCAGGCGGUUCAAGCUUCUCUCUGACGACUGCAAAAACUUCUUAGCCGCCAAGGUUCCGAGCUACGCUGUUCCACGCAUUUUCAUCCCUCUGGCCCGGAUGCCGCUCAAUCCGAACGGGAAGAUCGACAAACCAGCGCUCCCUUUCCCUGACCCAGCUGAUCUUCUGUCGGUUGCUAAAAGGAGAGCCUCAUCAGUUAUUAGCAAUAUGACUGACACCCAGAAAAGACUGGCUGCAGUGUGGGCUUCGGUUCUCCCUAAUCGCUCUGCCCGAAUGUUUGUCCCGUCUUCAAACUUCUUUGACGAGGGUGGCCAUUCUAUCCUCGCGCAGCAGAUGUUUUUUCUUAUCAAGAGUGAAUGGAAGGGCAUUCAUCUGCCAGUCACUAUCAUCUUUCGUUCCCAGACUCUUCAAGCCCUCGCUACAGAGAUCGACAGAGCUCUGGACCCCAUUGGCCUACGGUUAGACGCUGUGCCUAUACCUGAAGACGGAGAAGCUAAGGAUGAAGCAUACGCAGCGGAUGCAAAGGAGCUACUGUCCCAGCUCCCGGACACCAUCCCGCAGGCGCCAUUGACGUGGGACUAUACCAAGUCGCGACCUACCGUACUCCUAACCGGUGCCACCGGUUUUCUUGGGGCUUACAUCCUACGUGAGCUUCUUGAAGGCCCAGCAAAGGCGCAUGUUAUUGUCCACGUGCGCGCGGACGACGCAGCAGCAGGCUUCUCAAGGGUAAAGUCCACAAUGAUGGCCUACGGUCUUUGGUCCCCAGACUGGUUGUCUAGGAUCGAGGCAGUGGUAGGAGAUUUGUCCAGGUCUUCUCUUGGCUUGCUCGAGGAUACAUGGCAGCGCCUCUCUAAGACCGUUGACCUUGUUGUGCACAAUGGUGCCCAAGCUCAGGGCGCCUAA
This is a messenger RNA of Cordyceps fumosorosea ARSEF 2679, 2586 nucleotides long. Its product is annotated as aminoadipate reductase enzyme. Gene Ontology annotation, biological process: L-lysine biosynthetic process. The transcript is spliced from 4 exons. The record is from RefSeq and is a predicted model, not a curated record. Gene Ontology annotation, molecular function: L-aminoadipate-semialdehyde dehydrogenase [NAD(P)+] activity. Bases 1 to 2586 code for a protein of 861 amino acids. NCBI's taxonomy places the organism in Eukaryota, Fungi, Ascomycota, Sordariomycetes, Hypocreales, Cordycipitaceae.